AUGUUCCUCUCCUUCCUCUUCACGCCAUGGACCUUGCUCCUGCUGCCCGUCCUGUACUACCUCCUCCCGUACAUCCGAAACUGGUCGAUUCAAGAUAUCCCGGGCCCGUUCCUGGCCAAGUUCACGAACCUCUGGUACAUGUACGAAUGUCGGAAGUGUCGACGAUACCUGACCGUCCAGGGACUGCACAAGAAGUAUGGCAGGUUCGUACGCGUCCAGCCGCACCAUAUCUCCAUCGCGGACCCGGAUGCGAUUCCCAUCAUCUACGGGCACGGAACGGGGUUCUUGAAGAGUGAAUACUAUGACGCCUUUGUUGCGAUCCAGAGGGGUCUGUUCAAUACGAGGGAUCGGGCGGAACAUACCAGGAAGAGGAAGACGGUGAGCCAUACGUUCAGCGCGAAGAGCGUGGGACAGUUUGAGCAGUAUAUCCAUCACAAUUUGGAAAUGUUGACCCAGAGAUGGGAUGAGAUUUCCAAGAAUACCGGUGCUGGGAAGUAUACUACCUUUGACGCCCUGCAUUGGUUCAACUAUGUGGCUUUUGAUAUCAUUGGGGAUCUGGCUUUCGGGGCGCCGUUUGGGAUGCUGGAGAAGGGUGCGGAUAUUGCUGAGGUGAGAGCUUCGCCGGAUUCCCCGCCGACGUACGCACCUGCGAUCGAGGUGCUGAAUCGGAGGGGAGAAGUGAGCAAUGCGGUGGGCUGUCUGCCGCAGGUGAAGCCUUAUGCGAAGUACUUCCCGGAUCCGUUCUUUUCCAAGGGCAUGGCAGCUAUCCAGCAGCUUUCUGGGAUUGCGGUUGCGCGGGUGAACCAGAGACUGGAAGCGGCUGAGAGGGGAGAAAUCCACAGGACGGAUCUGUUGGCGAGAUUGAUGGAGGGGAAGGAUGAAAAGGGGGAGAAGUUGGGACGCGCUGAGUUGACGGCUGAGGCGCUCACGCAACUGAUCGCCGGCUCGGAUACGACGUCGAAUACUUCUUGUGCUCUGCUUUAUCAUUGCCUGACGAAGCCGAACGUUAUCAAGAAGCUCCAAGCUGAGCUGGACCAGGCAAUUCCGAACGACGAGAGCGUGCCGAAUUUUGAGCAGGUUAAGGAUUUGCCAUAUCUGGACUGCGUUAUCAAAGAGACGCUUCGCAUCCAUAGUACUUCCAGCAUUGGACUGCCUCGCAUGGUACCAGUAGGAGGCUACGAAGUCUGUGGACGAUUCUUUCCUCAGGGGGUCGUGUUGAGUGUACCGGCGUAUACGAUCCACCAUAGCAAGGAGAUCUGGGGGCCCGAUGCGGAAGAGUUCAGGCCAGAGAGGUGGGAGAAGGUUUCGGAGAGGCAGAAGCAGAGCUUCAUUCCGUUCUCCUACGGACCUAGGGCCUGUGUCGGGAGGAACGUGGUGAGUAGAGGCCUCGCCCCUGACUUUGGUGUGUAUGUGUGUGUGCGUUACCAGACUGACCUGUUGCGUAGGCUGAGAUGGAACUUGCUCUCAUUGUGUCGACUGUUUUCCGCCGUUACGAAUUCGAGCUGUAUCAGGACAAGUUGGAGACGCGUGAAGGAUUCCUCAGGAAGCCACUGGGCUUGAAAGUCGGGAUGAGGAAGAGGCAGUCCAAGUCGUGA
Molecule: messenger RNA, 1595 nt
Organism: Lecanosticta acicola
Lineage: Eukaryota; Fungi; Ascomycota; Dothideomycetes; Mycosphaerellales; Mycosphaerellaceae
Source: the annotation of a GenBank genome assembly